Molecule: messenger RNA, 3296 nt
Organism: Chara braunii
Lineage: Eukaryota; Viridiplantae; Streptophyta; Charophyceae; Charales; Characeae
Source: the annotation of a GenBank genome assembly
GAGCAGGAGACGUAAGAGGCAGAGGCACCCCAAGGCGUCUCCAACCUCCAAAGAAUUCCCGGGGAUCUGGACGACUUGGACAAAGUUUUUGCGGACAUCCGCCUAAGCCUACCGGAUCGUGAAGGUGGCGAAGUCAUGAGGGCGUCACCCGGGACAAAGCUUAGCUUUCAUGCAUUACCUGUAGGGAAACUUAAAGUCCAAAUCGGAACCCACCACACUGACGCGUUAGUGGACGGCGGUGCAGAAAUCACCCUCAUACGACGAGAUUUCGCAACAGUCACGGGGUUCACGGUAAACAAGGAAGUAGCAGGGAGUAUCCGGGGAGCCGGUGGUGAAAUUCCUUUCACAGGGUAUGUCACCAAAUGUGCAGUCAAGGCGGGAAUCCGGGAAUCCAUCUGGUCCUUUCAACGGAUGACCGUGAUGGAAGAAAUUGAUCAUGACAUAAUCCUCGGGAGACCGUGGUGCACCAAUGUAGAAAUGAUAGGAAUGCAUCUGCAUGACGGCACAUACAUGGUAGACAUAGAGGACCCAGUGACCGGUCGCGGAAAACUCCUCCAACUUCUUGGGAGCGGAGGGGACCCUCCAAAGGGCAAAUUGGCAACCUGGUCGCCAACAUUCGAAGAGAGUGCGCGGAAGGGGGCAUUCGCACGGAUGGAAGGUAUGAGGGAGAGAGUAGAAAUCAUGAUUGAGGAGGCUUUUAGUAAAAAGGAGUGGAUCAAGAUGGGUCUGCCCGUGAAAAAGAGGAGGCCAGAGGACGAGCUCCUAGGAGUCAUGGUGGCGGAAAAGGAGCUGGAAGUUGAACUCGGGGCCAGCCUGCCCAAAUCAAAGGAAAAUCGUAACGAGACCUCCGAGCUAGCACUCGAAAUCCCAGACUUGUUGCAACUUGUUAAGGCGAUCAGGUACCACAAAGUGGGGGUGGACCCGACAACACUUGCCAAGUUCGAGGAUGAGGUCCGAAAAGGCUACUGCCUGAAUGGAAAGAUAGUUAGCAUCCAGCCCCGCAUCAUGGAGAAGGGUCGGUUGGAUGCAAAACUAAAUUCCCCCGUUAGGAUCCAUAUGGUUGAGCAUGAGUGCUGGAACGACAAAGGGCCUGCCUAUGAGUUUGGAAUAGCGGCGGAGGUCAUUGAAUUACUUAGGGCCAAGAUAGAUUCGUUCGUAGCCGAACCCACCGCAUCCCCCUAUGCGAAAAAGUGGUUCGUUUUCCGGAAGCCAAACAAGAUACUCAGAUGGAUUCAGGACUUGCAGAAGUUGAACGCAGUAACAAUCCGUGAUGCGGGAUCGCUCCCACAGGCCGAUCUACUGGCAGAAUCCCACGCAGGGCGAAGUAUUUACUCCCUGAUAGAUAUGUACUCUGGAUAUGACCAACUGCCGCUCGAUGCGAGGGAUAGGCCGUACACCGCCAUGCACACACCAAUAGGGCAGUUGCAGAUGCAAGUGACCCCUAUGGGUUUCACAAACGCGGUGGCAGAACCGCAGAGGAGAAUGCUUGCCAUAGCAGGGGACAUGUUCCCGGAGAAGUGCGAGCCGUAUAUAAACGAUAAUCCCAUAAAGGGCGCGCGAAACAAGGAUGAGUUAGAGGUCGAGCCGGGCGUACGAAAGUUUGUCUGGGAUCACCUGAAGGAUAUCAAGGAUCUACUCCAACGAUUUUUGGUUUAUAAUAUUACCACAAGUGCACCAAAGAGCAUCCUGGCCGUCCCGGAAGUGACCAUACUGGGGUUUCGCUGUGGGGCCUAUGGAAGGAAGCCAGACCCGACAAAAAUAGAUAAGAUUUUUCAAUGGCCGACGGCCCUGCGCUUCACGACGGAAGUACGAGCCUUCCUAGGGGUGGUCGGGCUCUGGAGGAUCUUUAUCAAAGGAUUCACAAAGAUAGUUGAGCCCAUUCGCGCAAUGAUCAGGGAAGGUGGCACUAUGGACUGGACCGAGGAUAGAGAAGCGGCGGCCCAGACUCUCAAAGACGUCCCGUCUUCCGAUCAAGCUACCUUGGCUGCACCCUGCUUCAAUGACGAAGUAGGACGGCCUUUUAUCUUAGAAACGAAUGGAGGACCGUUGGCAGUAGGAGUAUUGAUACAAAUAAAUAAGGAGGACAAGGAAAGACCGAUAAGAUUUGAGAGUAGAACCUUGAAUUCGGCAGAGCGGCGGUACUCACAGUUCAAGAAAGAGGUCUUAGCUAUCCUGCAUUGUCUUAAGACCUUCCAGGCAUACCUGUUCGGGCGGCGAUUUAUUCUAAGGAUCGAUCCGACCAACGUUGUUGGGGCACUAAAGAAUUACAAACCUACAGACCCAACCGUCGGGAGGUGGAUAGGCUUCAUAUGGCAAUUCGACUACAAGGUCGAGCGAAUUGCGGGGCUUCGGAAUAGGGCGGAUGGGUUGAGUAGGGUGUGUAUCACGCCAGAAGGUAUAGAGGACGUGGAGCCAAUCGACGCCUUCCUAGAAUACGAAGGAGGGACCCUGGUCGUGGAUAACGAGAUGGCAGUUACCGCCCCUACAAUGGAUCAACUGCUGAUUCAGACUCUAAAAAAGGGCGCGCCCGCCGUAGUUGCGGAACUCAGGGAGGGACCGGUCACCACGUUUAGACGCAGGGACGAGAAGGAUUCGUGGGGAGGAAUGAUGGGGCCGAAAGAAGAACUGAUGGCAAUGGCCGUUGAAGGGGGACGGGACGCUGUGAUGACUCUAGCGGAAACCUGGGCGCAGAGGGAGAGGCAACACCAAGUGAAUCAGGCCCAGGUGGAACAGGGUACCGACCAGAAGGAACGAGAAUUUUGCCUCAUACAGAUGUAUGAGGGCAUCUUCAGGGAAAUCGGCCUGCUGCUCGUAGGAAACAAGCAACCCUUAGAAGUCAGCCCCAAGGCAAGGGAGGAAGCCGAAAAGUAUAUCCUGGAUGCAAGGGAUAACCUCAGUGGCUACGUAGAGGCGGUAACUCUUAAGAAAAAGACGGGAAAGGGAGUGGUAGAUUGGAUAGAAGACUUCUACCUUAGGCACCCCUUUGUGCGUAGGUUCAUAGCGGACAAUGGAACAGAGUUCGUCAACCAGGAGGUGUUGAGCAGGCUUAAGGCACUAUGCGUACCUAUCAAGAUCAUCGAGCCAUAUCACCCUGAGGCCAAUGCACCAGUAGAAAGGGGGCACCGAACUUUGAAGAACACAAUCGCCAAGCUGGAAGUGGAUGAUUUGGGAAACUGGCCACGGUUCCUUAAGCAGGCAGUUUUCUCAGAGAAUAUGACACUGAAAAGGAUGACGGUGCAUUCCGGCAGAACUUUGGUAUGGGAGGGAGAUUGAUUUUCCGAUGGAAGCUUUAGUCC